This is a messenger RNA of Vicia villosa (hairy vetch), 762 nucleotides long. RefSeq lists its product as uncharacterized. The record is from RefSeq and is a predicted model, not a curated record. The transcript is spliced from 2 exons. The coding region runs from base 1 to 762 and encodes 253 amino acids. Lineage: Eukaryota; Viridiplantae; Streptophyta; Magnoliopsida; Fabales; Fabaceae.
AUGAGUCCUACAAAGGAGUUUAUUAUGGAAAGAAGGCUCGGACAGGGAGACCCAUUUUCUCCCUUUUUGUUUCUGAUAGUUGUUGAAGAGCUGUCAGGCAUGGUCAAGAAAGUGAUGGAAAUUGGAGAAUUCUCUGGGUUCAUGAUUAAGGAGGAACGUGUUAUCGAUAUAUUGAAGUUUGUAGACGAUACCUUGCUGGUUGAUAAUGGUAAUUGUAGUCAAGUGUGGUCUCUUAAAGCGAUUUACAUAUGGUUCAAAUUGGUGUCGGGUCUCAGAGUCAAUUUUCUUAAGAGUAAGCUGAUUGGUAUUAAUACUAGCCCUCAUUUCAUAUCUGCUGCUGCAAACUUUUUGUUUUUUAGGAUUGAAGAAACAAAAUUUUCUUUUCUUGGUUUACCUAUCGUUUCAAUACCAAGGAGAAUCUCAUCGUGGCUUCCGUUGAUUAGAAAGAUAAAGGCUCGCCUAUCUUGUUGCAAAUGGAGGUUUCUCUCUCUGGGAGGUAGAAUUACUUUGCUGAAAUUGGUUUGGGGCGACUUCGAGAUUUAUGAUGAGUUUAGUCCGGCAGUGUCGGGUAGUUUGCAUGAUUUACGGCAACUCUUCUCAGCGGUAUCCUUGACGAGAGAAGGUGCCAACUCUGUGGUUUGGAAGUACAACGUGUUGAUAGGUUAUACAGUUAAAUUAGGAUAUGCUUCCCUGAAUGGAUUCGUUACAACGUAUGAUACAAAUUAUGUUUCUAUUAGGCAGAAGGUGUAUGGUAAGACUUGA